UUUUCUCCGGCCGGGAUCGGGCGCUGGGUGUCGGGUUAAACUCCCCGCUUCCUCCUCCUCGGUGCGUCGUUAGCCGGGAGGCAAGGCACGAGCUCUGCGCGAGUUCCACACAGGCGAACAAGCGAGUAAACAAGCUCGAGUAUUAAAGUUAACUGCCCGCUAAUCGUGCUAACAAACAAGUAAACAAGUAAACAAGCCUCUCGUUAAAGGGAACCCUCGCUGAUCGUCCUCCAUUAAUGGCUCAUUCCAUCAUAUGAGACCGAAGUGACGAGGAGCCCCUGUGAAGCUGCUGUAGAAGAAGCGUGCCAUGUCCGGUCCCACCUGGCUUCCCCCGAGGACUCUGGACAGCCCAGAGCGAGCCAUCCCACAGAUGUCCCACUCGGCCGGGUCCGCAAUCUAUCGAGCCCCCAACAAGAAGAGCGUGUCCGACUUCCGGCCCAAAUAUGGUGCCUAUGACCAGAAUGGAGGGGGAGGAGGGGGAGGAGGAGGAGAAAUGGUCAACAGGUACAUGGCCACUGGACCCACAGGUGGACCCAUUCAUCAUCCAUCUAGCGAUCACUAUUACCCUCCUCCCCACGCUCCCAAGGAAGAUCGCCACUGGGGCCCUCACAUGGACAGCUAUGAGCUGAUGCACCGUGGAUCUGAAAAGCCUGUGGGCUAUCACUCUAAAAUAGACGCCGAUAUCGACUCCCUGACCAGUAUGCUCGCUGAUCUCGACAGUCACCCACAGGACCCCAGCACACAACUGUACGACAACGUGCCUUACAACAAAUACCUCUCAGGGGAUCACUACAAGCCUGCACACCAGAGCGUAGCCCCUCCUCAGGGUCGGCCAUCCAUGGGGUACCCCUCUCACCCCCAUAGCCAAUACCACCCCGCACCGCCCUACCCAAGCGAGCACCACACACCUCAGUACUCCUCCACCUCCCACCAGCAGGACUACUACUCCCCCUCCCCCUCACCUAAACCCUACCCUCAGCCCGUACCAGCCUCCUACACCACCUCCUCCACCCCUAGCGGGCCCAGGUUCAGCGUCCAGGUCAAGACAGCGCAGCCCGUCACCUACUCGCAGACGGGCAGGCAGGCGGAGCAGGCCUACACUCCGCCCCCCCCUCGCCAGCACGUGUCACGCCCCCAGCACCAGACUCAGGCAGGACCCCAGGGCUGGUACCCGCCGCACCCCGGUUCACAAGGGCAAGACUUGCACUCUGACACGGGGUACAAGGGGGGUGGCCCGGGGUCUGGAGGAAGGGUCAACCAGGCUCCGAUGACUAAGAGAGGGAUGGAGAAUAAUCAGACGGGGCCCGGAGCUGCUCAGAAUCCUGCUUAUCAGUCCGGCAAGCAGGGUUUACAAACAACCCGGCCUGAGGAGGAGCUGGACCGACUCACCAAGAAGUUGGUAUAUGAUAUGAACCACCCCCCUGCAGAGGACUAUUUUGGCCGCUGUGCCCGCUGUGGGGACAACGUGGUCGGGGACGGCAGCGGCUGCAUCGCCAUGGAGCAGGUGUUUCACGUGGAGUGCUUCACGUGCAUCACCUGCCACGCCCGCCUCAGGGGACAACCCUUCUACGCCCUGGACAAGAGGAGUUACUGCGAGAGUUGUUACAUUAGUACACUAGAGCGCUGUUCAAAGUGCUCCAAGCCCAUCCUGGACCGGAUCCUGCGCGCCAUGGGAAAAGCCUACCACCCUCGCUGUUUCACAUGUGUGGUGUGUAACUGCUGCUUGGACGGCGUGCCCUUCACCGUGGACGCCACGUCCCAGAUUCACUGCAUAGACGACUUCCAUAGAAAGUACGCGCCGCGCUGCUCGGUGUGUGGCGGGCCCAUCAUGCCUGAACCGGGCCAGGAGGAGACGGUCAGGAUAGUGGCUCUGGAUCGGAGCUUCCACGUGAACUGUUACGUCUGCGAGGAAUGCGGUCUCCUGCUGUCGUCCGAAGGGGAGGGCCGCGGCUGUUACCCGCUGGACGGCCACAUCUUGUGCAAGAGCUGCAGCGCUCGCCGCAUCCAGGAUCUCUCGGCCAAAAUCUCCACUGACUGCUAACAGACCUCCCUCAUCCUCCCAACCUGCAGCCCCACUGUUACAAACCCACUGACAGUCCACGUGGUGUACACACGAUCAAUAUCACAGACAGGAUUCACCCCCUGCUUUUGUUCUGUGGUAUAAAUUGCUUCUUGUUUUGUUUUUUUACAUUUUUCUUUUUUUAUAUGUGGUUGCUCUGAUCGUAAAUUGGCAGACAUUGCUGCAGUGCCCUCUGGUGGUCUGCUGCUGCCGUUACAUUCACAGAAAAACAUUUUCAGACUCGCCGUUCGAGAUCCAAGUGACGACAGAGCAACCAUGUUGCUUUUUCCCCGUCAUUCAUAUAUCCAACCACAUUUUCUGUAUUUUUUCUUCAUACACAACUGCCCCUGCUUUUUACACUCAGCUCAGUAUUAGCACAACAGAGGCCUGACCUGCAGGCAGCUUGGGCUCCACUUAAUAUGUGUUCAUCCUGUUACUGCUCAUCUGGUGGCUUGUACGUUGUUAUUACUGAUAGAGAUCAUGGACAUGGAAGGAUAUGACAGUUUCCGACCUUAACAUUUGUAUUUCGGAGAGAGAAGCGACAUAAGUGAGAAGCAGGCUGUGAAACUAUGGGAUCUGUUCAUUUGUGGAAGUGCAGAUCUGCCUCAAAGCAAGCCUCUUAAACACACACACAAAGCAUCUGUGACUGUACACAACAGCCCGGGUUGGUUUGUACAGCAUGUAGUGCAGUGAAUCUUUGCAGUGAGUAGCCUCGUAGCACAAGAAAUGUAGACGAACGGAAUGUGUAGGGUUUUUCUCCUUUAACUUUUUACUUAACGCUACUACAACAUUUGCUUGAACACAUCUCAACAUUCAAAGCUCUUAAAAAUGACUGUUUUUUUCUUCUUUUUAAAUCGCGCAGAAUAACAAUUUUGAAUGUCUACGAUACACAAUCUUGCUUUGGUUCUGUUUUGAUAUUUGUUGAUUUGGUUGAUACUUGACUGUUACAUUGAAGACAAUGGUGCAAUGAAGUCCAACGCUAAAGGAAAACAGGGUGUCAGACGCACAUGUGGCGUGAAAACAUCAAAAAAACACAAAGUCUGUGUAAACAAACUGAAGUUGUCGUAAAUUUCAACAACUCAUUUACUUGACAGAUACUUUUUACAUACUUUUCCUUUUUUGUGACUGAAAUGUAAUGAAUUCCCCUCUAGAAAUAAAAACAUUAGCAGUAUGUUAGGAUCCUCACAUGUGAAGCUUCUUUUGAUUCGUCCUUGCUCUCACGUGGGCGGGGUCUCACAUGUUCGGAGACUUUGGCGCUACAGUGUUUGUCACGAUCGCGUUUAACCGCCGUUUUUUUUCCGUCCUUUUUUUGUACAUGUGUAACUUAAAGGGCUAGACGUUUGAAAGCAGCCUUACCUCAAGGACGUCAUUCAGUUUCAUAACGACCCUCUUUUUUCUUUCUUUUUUUGAAACUGUGAAUUCUGCUUAUUGUUUUACAGAAAGUGAUCUCGCUUAAAAACGGUAUUGAGUUGUUAAUUUAUCUCAUGUUGUAUAUACUGCUUUUUGUCAUUAAGGUGAUCAUUUCGAUAAUGUGUCAUUUUAAAAACCUGUAAUCAUGCCAACUCAUUCAUUUUUUUAUUUUUUUUUAUAUCCUCACUGGGUGUCAUGUCUGAAAUGCUGUGAAUUGGAGCUUGUAGAUCAGAGCCCACGGUACUCCAGCAGAUGUAAGUCAGGCUGAUGAAUUCACGCCGAGGAAGAGGAGCAGGAGGAAGAGGAGCAGGAGGCAUUCGGGUCUGAAUAAACAGACUAUUGAAGUAGAAAUGACAGUUACAUGCAUGUGAACCCAGUGGUGGAUUUUUCUCCUAACGCAGGUUGUAGCAACAUGAUUUGAUUAUUAAAAUGUCACCAAGUUUA
Molecule: messenger RNA, 3913 nt
Organism: Platichthys flesus (European flounder)
Lineage: Eukaryota; Metazoa; Chordata; Actinopteri; Pleuronectiformes; Pleuronectidae
Gene: trip6
Product: thyroid hormone receptor interactor 6
Exons: 11
Coding region: 308-2041 (577 amino acids)
Biological process (GO): cell-cell adhesion
Cellular component (GO): stress fiber; focal adhesion
Source: RefSeq, a predicted model, not a curated record